Anopheles merus is the source of this 360-nucleotide messenger RNA. RefSeq lists its product as uncharacterized. The coding region runs from base 1 to 360 and encodes 119 amino acids. The transcript has 3 exons. Gene Ontology annotation, biological process: regulation of transcription by RNA polymerase II. The record is from RefSeq and is a predicted model, not a curated record. Gene Ontology annotation, cellular component: transcription regulator complex; nucleus. NCBI's taxonomy places the organism in Eukaryota, Metazoa, Arthropoda, Insecta, Diptera, Culicidae.
AUGAAAAAACGAAAGAAGACGAUCUACAUGAGUGAUGAGGUUGUGCUUGCGUUUAUCGAUUGCGUUUUUCGGCAUGAGGCGGUCUGGAACCGGCAACAUCCAGACUACAAAAAUAUUCAUCAUAGAAAUGAUGAGUGGAACGACAUCGCAGCAGAAAUGGACCAACCAAUCGAUGAACUUAAAGAGAAGUGGGCAUCGCUCCAAUCCAUUUACCGGAAGUACCGCUCAAAAUUGAACCGGAGCAUGGUAACUGGAUCUGGAGCUGAUGAAAUUGAUCACCCACGGUGGUUCGCUUUUGCUGCGAUGUCGUUCUUAAACGCAACGACUGAUUGUGGAAAUACCGUUAACACCGUAAGUUAA